UGCUUGAUGCACUUCACAUAUAUUCCCAACACCCACAAAUCAUCUUACUCACACAGCCAUUCACCCAUCCUCCCUACAAUGGAACUCCAUUUCCCCAUCCCAACUCUCUUCACACUCCUCCUCACAGCAAUCCACCUCCUCCGCGCCGACUCCACUCAGCCGCCGUUCUCGUGCGACUCAUCCGACCCCGCACUCAUUCACCAAAGAGCACGGGACCUUGUGUCCCGCCUCACGCUGGACGAGAAGAUUUCUCAGCUCGUUAACUCGGCCCCGGCCAUCCCGCGGCUCGGCGUCCCCGCCUACGAGUGGUGGUCGGAGGCCUUGCACGGCGUCUCCGGUUACGGGCGCGGCAUUACUUUCGGCGGUCGAAUUUCCGGCGCCACCAGCUUCCCACAAGUCAUCCUCUCCGCUUCCACCUUUGAUUCUCAUCUCUGGUACCGCAUUGGUCAGGCAAUUGGAAAAGAGGCAAGAGGAGUGUACAAUGAAGGGCAAGCAAAGGGGAUGACAUUUUGGGCACCCAACAUAAAUAUAUACAGAGACCCAAGGUGGGGCAGAGGGCAGGAGACACCUGGCGAAGACCCAUUGGUUGCGGGUAGGUAUUCGGUGGCGUUUGUGAGGGGAAUUCAAGGGGACAGGUACAAUGGCGGGCAGACCGGUCAUCUUCUGGCCUCUGCUUGCUGCAAACACUUCACUGCUUAUGAUUUGGACAACUGGAAGGGCUUCAAUCGCCUCGGCUUUGAUGCUAAGGUGACAAAGCAAGAUUUGGCAGACACAUAUCAACCUCCCUUUAGAAGUUGCGUUGAAGAAGGGAGAGCGAGUGGGAUAAUGUGCGCUUACAACCGCGUGAAUGGGGUCCCAAACUGUGCUGACUACAACCUCUUGACGAAAACUGCCCGUGGCGAAUGGGGUUUCCAUGGGUACAUCACCUCCGAUUGCGAUGCGGUCCUGACCAUUCAUGAUGAUCACAAGUAUGCAAGAUUACCUGAGGAUGCAGUAGCAGAUGUACUUAACGCUGGCAUGGAUGUCAAUUGUGGCUCCUACUUGAAGAACUACACUAAAUCAGCAAUUGAGCAGAAGAAACUGUCCGAAUCCCAAGUGGACAGAGCCCUCCACAACUUAUUCGCUGUCCGAAUGAGAUUAGGUUUGUUUAACGGGAACCCGAAGCAUCAGCUCUUCGGCAACAUCGGUCCAGACCAUGUUUGUACUAAAGAGCACCAAGAACUUGCCCUUGAAGCUGCAAGAAACGGCAUUGUUCUCCUAAAGAACUCAGCUAAUCUCCUUCCUCUUUCAAAGUCCCGGACGUCGUCCCUCGCCGUUAUAGGCCCCAAUGCCGACAACGGAUAUGCACUGCUCGGAAAUUAUGAGGGCCCUCCUUGCGAGUCUGUGACAAUCCUCAAAGCCCUCCAGGGCUACAUGUCGAACACGUUGUACCAUAAGGGCUGCGAUGCUGUGAGUUGUGCGUCGGCUGCAAUUGAGGACGCUGUCCAAACAGCAAAACGGGCUGAUCAUGUUGUUUUGGUGAUGGGAUUGGAUCAGAGUCAAGAGACGGAGGAUCACGACCGUGUGGAGCUGACGCUUCCAGGGCAGCAAGAGAGUCUUGUCAGGGCGGUGACUGCAGCUGCUAAGAGGCCUAUUGUUCUUGUGCUGGUUUGUGGAGGCCCUGUCGACGUUUCUUUCGCCAGGGAUGAUCCGAACGUCGGUAGCAUUAUUUGGGCUGGCUAUCCAGGUGAAGCUGGAGGAAUUGCACUGGCAGAAAUCAUUUUCGGUGAUCACAAUCCAGGGGGAAAACUACCCAUAACUUGGUACCCAAAGGAUUUCAUCAAUGUACCAAUGACUGACAUGAGGAUGAGGCCUGCGUCCGGAUACCCCGGGCGGACUUACCGUUUCUACAAGGGACCAAAAGUGUUCGAGUUUGGACAUGGCCUCAGCUACACAACCUAUUCCUAUGAGUUCAUUCCCUCCACUCCAAACACAAUCCACUUAGACCAAUUAACACAUGCUCUUCAGGCAACUGAUGAAAGUCCACAUUCGAGCCGCUGCCUGUCAGUAUCCAAGAUUGGGAUGGACACCUGUGACAGGCUGAAGUUUUCAACUCAUGUCGGGGUUGAGAACGCAGGCGACAUGGCUGGAAAACAUCCCGUUUUGCUGUUCGUCAGGCACGGAAGGCCUGACGAUGGACGGCCUGUGAAACAGCUGGUGGGAUUUCAGAGUGUGAGCUUAAAUGCAAGAGAAAGAGCUGAAAUCGAGUUCGUUUUGAAUCCAUGCGAGCAUCUCAGUAGUGCCAAUGAAGAUGGGGUGAUGGUAAUAGAAGAGGGAUAUAGAUUCUUAGUUGUAGAAGGUAAAGAGUACCCUAUUAACGUUGUACUUUGAACAGUCAUGGCCAAGUUUCAAGAACUGUAUGUUAAUUUGGCCUAAUAGAAUAGAAAUUUUGAUGCAAGAAUCAUAGCCCUUUUGUAUUUGGGGGAGAUGUUUGUCAGUAAUCUGUUUUAAGGUUUCGUUUCGUGUAUUA
Sesamum indicum (sesame) is the source of this 2509-nucleotide messenger RNA. Its product is annotated as putative beta-D-xylosidase 7. Gene Ontology annotation, biological process: xylan catabolic process; arabinan catabolic process. The record is from RefSeq and is a predicted model, not a curated record. NCBI's taxonomy places the organism in Eukaryota, Viridiplantae, Streptophyta, Magnoliopsida, Lamiales, Pedaliaceae. Gene Ontology annotation, molecular function: xylan 1,4-beta-xylosidase activity; alpha-L-arabinofuranosidase activity. Gene Ontology annotation, cellular component: plant-type cell wall.